AUGUAUGACAGGCAGCCAUUGAUCGCCUAUUUGUUUGUCAAAAGGUCAUCAAAAGGAAAGAAAGGGCAAUCGGAUGGCGGAGAGUCGGGAACUGGUGGUGCGGGCGAUGAUAAGGGCGUUCAGCCUAACCCUCAAUUACAAGCCUCAUCCAGACGUAUGCAACAAACACAGGCACAGGUGGACGAAGUGACUGAAAUCAUGAGAGUCAAUGUGGAGAAGGUGUUGGAAAGGGAUGCUAUGAUCUCACAACUCGAUGAACGGGCGGACGCACUGAAAGAAGGGGCCGAGAUGUUUGAGAAACAGGCCGGUGCUCUCAAGUCCAAGUUCUGGUGGAAAAACAUGAAAAUGAUUGCAGUGAUGGUCGGCAUUGGACUCGUCUUAGUAUUGGUUAUAUUCGCGUGGAUGUCAAGCAAAUAA
This is a messenger RNA of Medioppia subpectinata, 417 nucleotides long. Lineage: Eukaryota; Metazoa; Arthropoda; Arachnida; Sarcoptiformes; Oppiidae. The record is from the annotation of a GenBank genome assembly.